AUGGGAUCAAGUGCAAGCUCCUCCUUAAUCAACAACAACAACGGGAAAUCGCAUCAUGGAAUUGGUGAAUUUAACGACAAUGAUCCACAUACCAACAUCAGCCUCCACACUGGAUCGACUCCUCAGACAAAACAAACACCUCUCUCCAACAAAAACAAGGAAUCUUCGACUUCUUUCUCAGCUUUCUUACAAAAAAGAGUGUCCCCUGAAAAGCAUCCGCAACAACUCAAACAUUAUGACGACCUUCACUCCUUGAAUGUGGAUGAUGAGUCUGAAUCAGAUCAAAACAACCACAUCUCUCACCACAUCUCUCACCACCCUUCUCACCUUAAACCUAUAUGCACUAAAAGCAAAUCAUCCUCAACGUACCUUGCUCUAGAAUCCACAAGUUCUGACUGGCGUAACCAUUCUCCCCAGAGACAACGUUCAAACUCCAUCGCACCACCACAACAACAAUUCUCUCAAACGAAUAAGAAUGUAUCCAGUCCAGUUAAAACUCAAUCCUCAAAGAAUGAAAAUUUCGCACCUAAAAAUGUCUGUAAGCAUCACUCCAAAACGAAAACAUCAUCACUUCCAAAGAAGCAGAACAACAUUGUCAAUCAAAAAGACGAAGAUGAUCCACCCAUUUCAGAGGUCAUGGACAGUUUUCGAAAAAUGAAACUCAUCACAUCCAAAACAAACGAUUCCUCCUCUUCUUCAUGCUCUCCCAAUAAGGAAUUAUCUUUCAAGUAUUUAUUACAAAAGUCGAAUAGCCAGUGUGAAGAGUUUUUCAUUGUGGUGACUCCUCCGUAA
Naegleria fowleri is the source of this 792-nucleotide messenger RNA. RefSeq lists its product as uncharacterized. The record is from RefSeq and is a predicted model, not a curated record. Lineage: Eukaryota; Heterolobosea; Eutetramitea; Acrasida; Naegleriidae. Bases 1 to 792 code for a protein of 263 amino acids. The transcript has a single exon.